Molecule: messenger RNA, 1107 nt
Organism: Pyrenophora tritici-repentis Pt-1C-BFP
Lineage: Eukaryota; Fungi; Ascomycota; Dothideomycetes; Pleosporales; Pleosporaceae
Source: RefSeq, a predicted model, not a curated record
AUGACGAGUAGCGCUCAAUCGUCGUCAUCGAAGCCCCCGCGGCCGAAAUCUCCGCACUUUCCUCCACACAAUGCUCCACGCGUCUGGUUCAUCACAAGAGGAGUAUCGCCCAUUGCAAUUGCCUUGGCGAGACAAGUACUAGAGCAUGGUGACUACGUUGUAGCCGGAGUUGUGCCUCAUGAGUUUGAGAAAAGCGAAGGUCAAAGUCUUGAUUUUCCUGUUGCCGAGGCUGUAGAGGCUUUUGGACGCAUCGAUGUUCUGCUGUGUGCCGCCAGCGAAGUUCGGGGAGUAGCUAUCAUUGGCGCUGUCGAGGAACUUGCUCAGAGCAGUCGAACAUUGAGCUUAGUUGACGAGAUUUUUGAAAUCAACUUCUUUGCCAACGUAAACAUCAUUAAAGCCGUACUUCCCAUUAUGCGAGAAAGAAAAAAUGGUCAUCUCAUUGUUAUUACUGGAAUCACUGGCCAUCUCGGAACCCCGGGCUUGGGCAUCUACUGCUCAUCUCAGUGGGCCAUCGAAGGCUAUUGCGACAGCCUCGCCUACGAGAUCGCCCCCUUCAACGUGAAGAUGUCCAUAGUACAAGCCAACAUGGAAGUCAACGUGCUUACGAACCGGAUAACGUCCGUUCCACCAAUGCCAGUCUAUCUGCAGGGCGAGAACCCUGCACCACUAGCCCGAGAAAUCUUCUCCGGUCUUCUCGACAAGCUUGAGAGGAUAGAUAAUCCUGCUGCCCCACAGUGCAAUACCUUUGACGAAACCAAGUCUCCUGGUGAGGACAGUACCAUGUCCGAAACUGGCCAGGAUGCAGAACCCACUAUGGGGGAUCUUCUGAGCUCGGAAACGGUGACAAGCUUAUAUGCGCCGUUACCAGCCGUCGUGAAAGCCAACUUGAUCGCAGAGACUGUGCACGCGUUGACGGCGAUAGGAGGCCACGACAAUCCUCCCGCGCGUCAUAUUGUUGGCUCAGAGGGCGUCACGGUUGUCAAAGAGAAACUCAAAACCACAAGCGAAGAGUUGGAAGACUUUGUUGAGGUCAGCGGUGCUGUGGAUAUAGUGCAAAGGGAUGCGACCGGGAUGAUGGGACUGGGUAUAGAUCACGAAAUGUCAUGA